AUGGUGCACUUCCACUUGGAAAAGUUCAACUACAAGCUGAUCUUCGCAGUGGUAGGUGGCUCACUGGCUGGUUGUCGGCGGUUGAAAGGUUGGACGGCCGGGAAGUUGGCGAUCAGAACUGGGGGAGGGUCCUUUGUUUCCAAAUCAUCAUUUGUCAAACUUCUACGAUCGGUCAAGAGGGGAACUCUAAAGCUGAUCGAGACAUUUCUAGACAAGGCUGAGGAUCAACCACAAAUAGGAAAGCAGUUUGUCCCUCCAAUGAUGGCUCAUAUUCUCCGGGACUAUGUGAGGAAUGUGCCUUAUGUUAGAGAAUCUAAAGUUUUAUCACUUUUUGCGACUAUCAUAAAUAAGUACAAGAGUGUCAUGAUAGAGGAUGUGCCUCGCAUUUUUGAGGCCAUUUUCCAAUGCACUUUAGAGAUGAUUACCAAAAUUUUUGAAGAUUACCCUAAGCAUCGGCUGAAGUUUUUUUCUUUACUCCGCGACAUUGCUGCACACUGUUUCUCUGCAUUAAUUAGACUGUUAAGUCAGCAACUUAACCUAGUAAUGGAUUCUAUCAUCUGGGGUUUUUGGCACACGGAGAAAAAUAUUGCUAAAACUGGGCUAAACUUGUUGUUGGAGAUGCUGAAGAACUUUCAGGCUUCUGAGUUCUGUAAUCAGUUCUAUAGGACGUACUUUCUGACGAUAGAGCAAGAGAUUUUUGCUGUUUUAAUGGACACUUUUCAUAAACCAGGGUUCAAGUUGCACGUAUUAGUCCUGCAACACUUGUUUUGUCUGGUGGAGAGUGGUGCAUUGAUGGAACCUCUAUGGUAUGCCUCAACAGUUCAUUACCCCUAUCCAAAUAAUGCAGUCUUUGUUCGUGAAUACACCAUAAAGUUGUUGGGCACUUCAUUUCCUAACAUGACUGUAGCAGAGAUUGGCAUUUUACAAGAGCAAACAUUCACUGCUUGCUUAAAUGUCGAGAAGACGUACCAGCUCGAGCUCGACAAAGCUAUUCGCCAUCACCAACCAAACUCCAAGCAUUCGCCGAACUAUGCCUUGAUGUCUUUUGAUAAAGUCUAA
This is a messenger RNA of Rhodamnia argentea, 1059 nucleotides long. RefSeq names its product protein EXPORTIN 1A-like. The transcript has 9 exons. Gene Ontology annotation, molecular function: nuclear export signal receptor activity. Gene Ontology annotation, cellular component: nucleus; cytoplasm. The record is from RefSeq and is a predicted model, not a curated record. Bases 1 to 1059 code for a protein of 352 amino acids. Gene Ontology annotation, biological process: ribosomal large subunit export from nucleus; protein export from nucleus; ribosomal small subunit export from nucleus. Lineage: Eukaryota; Viridiplantae; Streptophyta; Magnoliopsida; Myrtales; Myrtaceae.